Molecule: messenger RNA, 417 nt
Organism: Candidula unifasciata
Lineage: Eukaryota; Metazoa; Mollusca; Gastropoda; Stylommatophora; Geomitridae
Source: the annotation of a GenBank genome assembly
AUCGGAGUCACCACUGGCUUCACAAGGAGCAGGUUGGAUGUCUUGUUGGUUGAAGUCAAGAAACAAGAUGAAGUGAUCCUUGGUGCUCACCCCAAGCCUUUCAUGGUUUACCGCAAUCUGAGCCUUCUAGAUGUGCCCAAUAUUCAGUCUGUUGUGAAGGUUGACGACACCGUGUCCGGCGUUGGUGAGGCACUGUCUGCAGGAUGCUGGGGUUUCGGAGUUGCCCGCCACAGCAACUACAUGGACAUUAACAGCCUAGAAGAGGAAGCCCAGUUGUCUGAGGAGGAUAUCCAGAAGAGGGUAGCUCACACUCCAAAGACACAGACAGGCGCUCACUACGUCAACGACACCAUCAAGGAGCUUUCAGGAGUCGUCGCUGAUAUUAACACCAGAUUGGCAAGAGGAGAGAGACCAUAA